GAGAGGCUGUGUGAGAAGCUGCAGCCGCCGGCAGAGGAGACCUCAGCAUCCUCGCGAGCCCAGCACCGACCCUGCCUCCGCCCGGCCAGCUGCCGCCACCGCCGCCCUUUCGGUUCCUGCUACUGUCUCACCUAAACAACUCCCAUUCAGCGGACAAGCGAAGUUCUAUGACUCUCUUCUCCUCUCCUUCCUCCUCUUCUUCCAACUCCUUCUCCUCCCACUUCCCAACCGCUGUGGAAAGCCCCUAACCCAACAGACGCUGGCAAGGCUGCGAACAAGUGUCAUCUGCACUUUAUCUUGCUGCUCCGGCUGCCCUAAGGCAAAGUUGCAUAGCUCUACAUCUUUCUUUCCCAGCCACCUCCCUCUGCCCCCAAGAGCGUCCCGCCGCCCCGCAGCACUCUCCUGGAGCUGCGCCCUAGUGCCCCUGCUGGGCAGUGGCCUUUCCCCCACCCCAUCCUCCCGCGUCCUGCCCUUGCUGCUCCGGGCAGACGAUGCUGAAGAUGCUCUCCUUUAAGCUGCUACUGCUGGCCGUGGCUCUGGGCUUCUUUGAAGGAGAUGCGAAGUUUGGGGAAAGGAGCGAAGGGAGCGGAGCGAGAAGGAGAAGGUGCCUGAAUGGGAACCCCCCAAAGCGCCUAAAGAGAAGGGACAGGCGGGUGAUGUCCCAGCUGGAGCUGCUCAGUGGAGGAGAGAUUCUGUGUGGUGGCUUCUACCCACGAGUAUCUUGCUGCCUGCAGAGUGACAGCCCUGGAUUGGGGCGUCUGGAGAACAAGAUCUUUUCUGCCACCAACAACUCAGAAUGCAGCAGGCUGCUGGAGGAGAUCCAAUGCGCUCCCUGCUCCCCCCAUUCCCAGAGCCUCUUCUACACACCUGAAAGAGAUGUCCUGGAUGGGGACCUAGCACUUCCGCUUCUCUGCAAGGACUACUGCAAAGAAUUCUUUUAUACUUGCCGAGGCCAUAUUCCAGGGCUUCUUCAAACAACUGCUGAUGAAUUUUGCUUUUACUAUGCAAGAAAAGAUGCUGGGUUAUGCUUUCCAGACUUCCCGAGAAAGCAAGUCAGAGGACCAGCAUCUAACUACUUGGGCCAGAUGGAAGACUACGAGAAAGUGGGGGGAAUCAGCAGAAAACACAAACACAACUGCCUCUGUGUCCAGGAGGUCAUGAGUGGGCUGCGGCAGCCUGUGAGUGCUGUGCACAGCGGGGAUGGCUCCCAUCGGCUCUUCAUUCUAGAGAAGGAAGGCUACGUGAAGAUUCUAACCCCAGAAGGAGAACUGUUCAAGGAGCCUUACUUGGAUAUUCACAAACUUGUUCAAAGUGGAAUAAAGGGAGGAGACGAAAGGGGUCUGCUAAGUCUGGCAUUCCAUCCCAAUUACAAGAAAAAUGGAAAGCUGUAUGUGUCUUAUACCACCAACCAGGAACGGUGGGCCAUUGGGCCUCACGACCACAUUCUUCGGGUUGUGGAAUACACAGUAUCCAGGAAAAAUCCCCAUCAAGUUGAUGUGAGAACAGCCAGGGUGUUUCUGGAAGUUGCUGAGCUCCACCGAAAGCAUCUUGGGGGACAGCUGCUCUUUGGUCCCGAUGGCUUUUUGUACGUCAUCCUUGGGGAUGGUAUGAUCACGCUGGAUGACAUGGAAGAGAUGGAUGGGUUAAGUGACUUCACAGGCUCUGUGCUGAGGCUGGACGUGGACACGGACAUGUGCAAUGUGCCUUAUUCCAUACCGCGGAGUAACCCUCACUUCAACAGCACCAACCAGCCCCCAGAAGUAUUCGCCCACGGCCUCCAUGAUCCAGGCAGAUGUGCCGUGGAUCGACAUCCCACUGAUAUAAACAUCAAUUUAACAAUACUUUGCUCAGAUUCCAACGGGAAAAACAGGUCAUCAGCCAGAAUCCUACAGAUAAUAAAGGGAAGAGAUUAUGAAAGUGAGCCAUCUCUUCUUGAAUUCAAGCCAUUCAGUAACGGCCCUUUGGUUGGUGGAUUUGUUUACAGAGGCUGUCAAUCUGAAAGAUUGUACGGAAGCUAUGUGUUCGGAGAUCGCAAUGGGAAUUUCUUAACCCUCCAGCAAAGCCCAGUGACCAAGCAAUGGCAAGAAAAGCCGCUCUGUCUGGGUGCCAGCAGCUCCUGUCGAGGCUACUUUUCGGGUCACAUCUUGGGAUUUGGAGAAGAUGAAUUAGGAGAGGUUUACAUUCUAUCAAGCAGUAAGAGUAUGACCCAGACUCACAAUGGAAAACUCUACAAGAUCGUAGACCCCAAAAGACCUUUAAUGCCUGAGGAAUGCAGAGUCACAGUUCAACCUGCCCAGCCACUGACCUCGGAUUGCUCCCGGCUCUGUCGAAAUGGCUACUACACCCCCACUGGCAAGUGCUGCUGCAGUCCCGGCUGGGAGGGAGACUUCUGCAGAAUUGCCAAGUGUGAGCCAGCGUGCCGUCAUGGAGGUGUCUGUGUCAGACCGAACAAGUGCCUCUGUAAAAAGGGCUAUCUCGGUCCUCAAUGCGAACAAGUGGACAGGAACGUCCGCAGAGUGACCAGGGCAGGUAUCCUUGAUCAGAUCAUUGACAUGACGUCUUACUUGCUGGAUCUCACAAGUUACAUUGUAUAGUUUCUGGGACAGUUUGAGUAUAUCUUUCCAGUGGGCAUUUAUUUUGACCUUGUCAUUAAAAAGAGAGACUGUCCUUCUGCUACACACUCCUGUGAUUUCAUUUUCAUUUAGUAAUUUAAAAGCAAUUUUCAGAAAUGUACAGAUCUCAGCAUGUAUGUUGGCACAUUUCUUCACAUCUGCAUACACACGCACAACCCCAAACUCGAGGUUGUAUAACAGAAGGAUUUUUGUUUUGUUUUGUUUCUACUUGCUGGUAUGGAGUACUUUACACAGAAGUUCCACUGCAAAUUCGUCACAGAGUCUUUUAUGGCAUUGGAAGAUAUUCUUUUACAUUUCAGGAAAUUCUGUCUGUAAUUACUAAAGUUGACCUUAGUAGGGUUUUGAAAUGUUCUUGUGCAAUGUGGUGGAAGUAUUUUUAUAUUAAAGGUCUAUAAUAAGAGAGCAUGUUUCCCAACUCCUUGGUGAAUUUCUGAACAAGCAGCUUGAUGUAAGAUUGUAAUCUUCAUUUCUGUUGAUAUAUCUGAUUACAGAACGUUGUGCACUUAGCUUUUUAUUUGACAGAGCAAUCUGAUUACUUCAGCUUAGUCUCAAGAUGGUUUUCCAAUGUUUUAUGAUUAAAUCAGAACAACCUAUUUGAAAGAGCAGUCUUCAGGAAUGAGCUGCUUCUAUUGUAUAUUUUGUAUAACAAUAGGCUCUGGGUUUCUGUUACAUAUUUAUAUUUUUUAUUUUAUUUUUAUAAUAUAGACAUCACCUAGAUGAGACACCUUUACCCUGUCCUGUAAAAUACUAAAGUUACGUUUUCACCAACUCAAUUGGAAAGAAGGGGAGUAAGGAAGCAAACAGCCUUUAAUGUGCUGUGGAUCUAAUGUAGCAAUGUGUACUUGUGCCAACAUGUAGUCACUCCCAUCAGAUGAGAAAGCAAGAAAGCAACCAGUUUUUAUAAAAUUCCAGCAUUGCAUGCAUGUAAAGUGCUUUCACCAUAGCAAGAAUAUCAGAGUCUGUGAGAUUAAAAGGCUACAGUGUGUGCUCUUAAUCCAUCCUCCCUGGAGAAGAGCUUGCUCCUUCACAGCCAACCCAGGCUGUAUAUAAGCUGGUCACAUGUAUGGAUUCUUAUGAUCUUCAUUCUUGGCAAAUCUGACUUCUAGUGCAUACACUCCUUUAGGUCUCUGUGACAAUACCCUUUGGUUCUUGCCUCAAUAAAAUUUCUACAAGUGUUCUGUUCAUAUUUUCUUAGAGAAAUGAUGUGCCCUAGCUUUCAAUUGCAAGAGUCUGACAGACAUUUUUCUUAAUGGUUUUCCAUUUGCCAUCUCUCUAUGUUAGGAUUUAACAAAGAAUUUUUGUACUACUGACAUUGGACCAUGAUAAGUGCACACUCUCAACCAUAGCAUUCAUUCCUCUGGAAUCCAAGCUGUAGAAUCAUAAAAGUGUGCAGUGCACACACCUCUUCCUCCUCAGGAAUAUGGCUCAACAACAACAGUGGUCUCCCAGCUAGGAGCCCUCUAUGGUCUUAGAGUGAGAGAGUUGCAACUCAAGCACAGGGUGCAUUUCUAAGGAAUCCACACUGUAGAAUAUUUGUUGGGUCCACUGCUCCUGUCUUCCAUAUUUGAUUGCUUGGGUUCCAGUGACCUCAUAUGAAAUAGACGUGGGUUGGGAAAUCUUGGUACUUAGGGAACAAUUGCCUGCAUUAAAAGGUGCUUGCAUAAUUUUGCACAAUUUAGAUUCAAUUGACAGUCUAUUCAAAGAAGUCUUGGGACUAAAUGAGCAUGGAGACCAAAUUGCCCUCUUACCCUAGAAAAGAGGUGGUCCCUUCUGGUUUUACCAGCACUCCAUUGGCCCGACACUGUGACAAAUCUUGCAGUGAGUCAUGCAGUAGCCUUCAUCUGUAGGUUAAUAGUCUUUUGUCUCUGUUAUUUUCUCUUCCUAGUCUUUUAACCAAAUUCCAUUACAGAAAGUCUUACAAUUAAAAAUAAAUAAAUAAAAGGAAAAAUUACCCUGGCAACCAUUUUUGUGAGUGGGCCUUACUAUCAAACCAUCCCUUAUUCAGUGUGGGUGACAUUGACAGACUGUGAACUUCUCAUGAAGAAGCCAGCUGUCUAAAUUUGUCAAAUUGUACACUUUUAUUGCACGUACUCCCAUUCAUAGUUUGAGUAAAAACAAUAAGGAUGCCUCUAGAAAGUCAGCAAAAGUCUUAAAACCCAAGAGCUUCUUUUUAUAUCUUUAAAAGAGAAGAUGCUCCAUUGGCGGAUGCUCUUCUGCAAAUAACUUCGGCUAAGAUGACCAGAUCCAGAGCUGUUUUACAUAGACCUUUCCCGAGUGAAAAGUGACUUCAAGAAGCACCCGAAGUUACUGCCUUUUCUAUAAGGAACUAUUAAAAUGAAAGAACAAAUUAUCUUUAAAGACUGUGACCCAUGGAUAUGUAACCCAAGCAAAGAAAAUCACUAGAAUCCUUUCUUUCCAUCCUUAGGAGAAAAGUAGAUAGCUAUAACUGGUGGAUGAUGGUGUGACUAUGUGACCAAUUCCAAAUUUCUCUUUGACCUUGAAGUUGAUUUUUAAUUGAUCAUAAGCAGUUUGUGAGAGACAGAUGGGAAUUGUUUAAAAACCAUGAGCUGAGAAAAAGAACUAUUUAAUCAUUUAAAAGUACAAAUCUACCCAUCUAACAAAGCUGAUGUGAAUGACAAAGGAGAAAUAAGCCAUGUUUAGUAUGCCUGCCCACUCUAGACUUUCGGCUUUGGGUACCAGCUGAGUAGAAAACCACCUUUCUACCUGUCUUGGUGCAAAGUUCUGGCCUGUUUCAAAGCACAUAAAGCAAUGAUCCAAGAGCUAAAUUGGCGUCUCAUUAAGAUGUAAAAGAGAGAUAGUUAAGAAAUUCCAAUGAUAGCAAAGGUGCUUCAGGCCAUAUCUCUAUUAAAACACUAUUUAAGGUAUUGGAAAACACUUCCUAAGCUUCGCUCAGAAGUUUCUACCAGUUAACUGAUCAAUUUCAUAAUGGAUGGGCAAAGAAAAUCUAUACAUGUUUAUAAAACCCACCAAGAAAACUAUUUCUUUACCAUAUGCAUGGCUCUGAAUAGUCAUGACUUCCUUAGUUAUUGUUUUUGGGAAUUGUUAUAGAAUAACAUACUGUUAUUUAGUAUCUUUGUUUCUGGCUUGUUUUAUUACCUGAACCACAAAGUAUACAGCAAAUCUACUCAGGGUGAGAAAUGAGGUCAGACACUGAACCUGAGGUCUUUCAAAGUACAUGCUAAUCCAAGAUCUUAUGCGUUUCUCUGUUGUCUCUUGGCACGUGAAAGAAACCCAGUUUAAGUUUUUAAGGGGGAGGAAGUAUAUCAGCGAGGUUUGUGAAUGGUACAUCAGCUUACUGUCUGAGCAUCUGUCUAGAAUGUUACCUAAGGCUCCACACCCUACCCUUCUCUGUACCACCACUCCUAUCUCUCUACCUGUCUCUCUUUGAACCUCUUCCUCUUCCACUCUCCUGUGUUUUAUCUUGGCAGACACAUCAUGUCUGCCAAUCAUGAAGUUGUCCUAGAGCAGAUGCCAGGACAUUUUGUUGUUGGUUUUUUUGUUUGUUUGUUUGUUUUCUGUUCCAGAAUCACAUUGACUCAAAGUUAGUAUCACUAAGAAAAGUAGAGAAAUAGCUUUCUAGGCUAGAGUAACUCUUAAAGAAAUGACAAAAAGUAUACAUGUCUGCCAGCAUAGGUGCUUCAUUCUGGUCUUCCAGCAAAGUUACAGGAAAGAUUAGGACAGUUAGUUGCCCUAGUACAGAGCUUGACCUGACAGGAAGGAUGGCCCUAGCUAGUUCCUACCAAAGUGAUGACCAUCUCUAUGGAAUCUACUUUGAGGGAAACUAUUCUACAUCCAUGUGGAAGAAAAUUAGUCCCUUGGUAAUGGUGGCCUCAAACACGUUUUCCUUUAUUGAUUCCUUGCAUCAAUAAAAAGCCUUAUGCCUAAAACUUCUCAUUUGUUUUUGUCAGUCAACAACAAAAUUAAAAAGAAAAUCAACAUGGUAUCAAUUCAGCACUCAUCCUAAGGUAAUCAUUCAUGUACACCACAAAGUAAGAUAUCAUUGUUUAUUUCAGUUUUUCCUUUUUGAAUAUGUAUUAUUUAUAGAUUCAAAAUAGAUAUAUCCAUAUACUGACAAGUGAACAUCCCAUAUAUAUUGUCUGCUGGCUAUCAUUUUUUAAAUAAAAAGAACAUUUUAUCAUCUAAUAUAUGUAUAUAUAUCAUCUAUUAUAUACAUAUAGUAUAUACAUAUGUGUGCAUGUAUACAUGUUUAUAUGUAUAUAUGUGUGUAUAUAUGUGUGUGUAUGUAUAUAAUAUAUAAUAUAUACAUACAUACAUUAGGGAAAAUGAAAUAGGUAGUGAUGGGAAAUUGAUAGUGGCCAAAUAUAAGCUUUUUCUUUACAGUUAGAAGUUCAGUCUUGAACAUUUCUCUCUGUACUGAAAAAUAACUAGUCAGUAGUUUCCAUUCAUAUGAAUAAGGUAUGAUUAGACUUGGUAUGGUCUGUGCCAGAACAAACAUCGGAUAUUUUUUUACUCCAUAAUCUUAAAAUCUGAGGCAUGACUUUCCUGGAAUGAACUAAGAAUCCAUGUUCAUAGGGUUCAUUUCAUAAUAUUAUUUGUGAUAAACUAAACUGACAGCUUUAUGAGAGAUCAUAUAUCCCCAUAUCUUAUUCUAGUCAGAGGAUGUGUGUGAACAUGAGUGGCACUAAGAACCAUGAAGUACUACGGUGGGUAAUACUGAAGUAAUGUGGAAUUUUAGAAACAAGAUGCCCUAAGACAUGCUACAACAGACUACUAUUUGAAACGAAUCUAUCAAAUUGCAAUGAAUAUUUUAUAGAAUUAUGACCAUGAGCAUGAAAGACUUCUAGUAGGAAAAGCUUGUGUCUUCUUGGAUUUAUCUGUGAUUGGUUUGUUGGUGAUUGGUGUUGAGUUUUGUGUUUUGCUCUUCUCAGACAUUUCAGUGUUCCAAAUUGUUCAUUUCCUUCAAGCUGUUGAAAUUUAAAGCAGUCUGUUCAUAGUCUUAUAAGAUUACGAGAAUCUUAUAAGAUUCAGAAACAAUCCAUCCUCAGGUUCCUGUUAAUACACUAAUAAGAGGCAGAAGGAAGAGCCCAGAUGCACAUUUAAAGGAUCAGAAUUAGCAUAGACACUGUUACAAUUUCUAGACUGUCCCCAGAAAUUAAUAUGUGUAGGUACUGGCUCAUAGGACCUUCUUGAGUUUGCACUAAUCUGGCUCACUAAAUCAGUUUGUAAAGACAUGCAGUUUUCCUUGAUUGGUCCUCUACUAUUCAGCCCCCCAUGUAUUCAUUAACGCAAUAUAAAUGCUGAAGUGCCUCGCAUGACUUCACACUGUAGAGAGGGGAAGGCACCUGCAAGGGCAGCACCGGAAGCUCACUGGGAUGAUUGACACGUUGGAGGCAAAAGAGCACAUGCAACCGGCUCCAGCUUGGCUCAGCUUUAGAUCCAGGAGUUUACAAGUAGUACAGAUGGCCUCAAGUACAUCUGUGUGUAUUUGUACAUGUGCACACACCCAUGUAUAUAUAUUUAUCUAUCUGUACAAACACUACAUAUGUAUACACACUAUCUAUGUAAUAUAUAAUAUAUGUAUAAUGCAUAUAAAUUCUAACAAGUGUAUUUGUGUUAUCUUUAAAAUAGAACAAUUAUAUCUUGAGAUGGUAAAUGCAGAGAAUUGGCUUUAUUGUUGAUCUGUGGAUUUAAUGAAUUUUUUAGGUGAAAGGAUGUUUUAAGUGUAUAAUUUCUUUUCUUAAUUUAAUAUAUUUAUGUAAAUGCAUGCCCGAAAUUUGAUUAGAUUGGCUGUUUUUUUGUGUGUGUCUUAACAUGAUCAAAUGUAUUAAACUUUAUCUUAUGACUUCA
Messenger RNA from Mus caroli (Ryukyu mouse), 8462 nucleotides. RefSeq names its product hedgehog interacting protein (gene Hhip). Lineage: Eukaryota; Metazoa; Chordata; Mammalia; Rodentia; Muridae. The record is from RefSeq and is a predicted model, not a curated record.